Colletotrichum godetiae is the source of this 807-nucleotide messenger RNA. RefSeq lists its product as uncharacterized. The record is from RefSeq and is a predicted model, not a curated record. Lineage: Eukaryota; Fungi; Ascomycota; Sordariomycetes; Glomerellales; Glomerellaceae. Bases 1 to 807 code for a protein of 268 amino acids. The transcript has 2 exons.
AUGCGUUUCUCCCAGUCGCUCAUUAUCAUGGUCGCGGCGACUAUGGGUGCGAAUGGCGCCCCAUCUGGAAUGGACUCCCGCGAGCAAAGGCAAGCAGCAUCAACGGACCUCGCUCUGAGCCAGCCAGCUCUCGUGGCUCGACAGGCCCCGCCGGCCGUUCCGGCUGCCGCUCCUCCAGCUCCAGCCCCUGUCCCGCAGGCAGAUGGUAACAAGAAGGGAGAAGACAAGAAGAAGGGCGAUGGCGACGGAGAUCGUAACGGCGGUGAUCGUGACGGAGAUCGUAAUGGUGGCGACCGUGGCGGACGAGAUGGAGAUCGUGACGGCGAUCGAGACUGUCGUGAAGAAGAUCGUGGACGUGACAGAGACGGAAGAUCAUGCUGCGUCCGAGGAGGACGUGGAGGAGGGCGCGAUGGUGAUCGUGAUGGCGAUCGCAAAGUUGCUCGCGAGGACCGUAAUGGUGACCGCGAUGGCGACCGCAACGGUGGGGGGCGUGACGGGGAUCGAAACGGCGGCGAUAGGGGUGGAAGAGAUGGUGACCGCGAUGGCGACCGUGAGUGCUUCCGGGAUGGCGAUCGCGGUGGUCGUGGCGGUGAUGGUGAGAGACGUCCUCCUCCUCCUCCGGCCGGUCCUCCGGGCUUCCCCGCUCCGUUCCCCGCGCCGGUUCAGCCCCGUCCUGGUUUCCCCGGUGCUUACCCCCCUGGCUUUCCUGGCGCGUUCCCCCCCGGCCCUCCUCCUCGUGGCCCUGAUGGAGAUCGAGAUGAGGACAAGAAGAAGCCUGCCGAAGACAAGAAGCCUGCCGCAGCAUAA